AUGGAAUUGCAACAGAGUCAAGUAGCUUCUACUUCAUCCAGUGUAGAUGUAGUGAACUUACGACAGACAGACGCUGGUGUCGUUGCGCGUACUCAGGCAACAAUUGAGAAGGUAAUGGCAGAACUAGAAGAAGAUCCUGAAUUUGGACAGAGCUGGAUCCCAUACGAUUCGCUUUACUUCACGCGUGCUAUUUCCAAGGGAGCUUUUGGUGAAGUGUGGCUGGCGCAGCUGGAGAAUACACAAGUGGCAGUCAAACGAAUACUUGAUGAAAGAAAGCACGAUGUGAAGGAGAUUGAGUGUUUUGGCGCUGAGAUUAAGCUCAUGGCUUUGUUGAGACAUCCGAAAAUUGUGGGCUUUCUCGGGGUUUCAUGCAGUAAUAAACUCGACUUAUGUGCAGUGACAGAGUUCAUGACCAAGGGCGAUCUAUACGGAAGAUAUUGCUGA
Molecule: messenger RNA, 444 nt
Organism: Plasmopara halstedii
Lineage: Eukaryota; Oomycota; Peronosporomycetes; Peronosporales; Peronosporaceae
Product: tkl protein kinase
Exons: 2
Coding region: 1-444 (147 amino acids)
Biological process (GO): protein phosphorylation
Molecular function (GO): protein kinase activity; ATP binding
Source: RefSeq, a predicted model, not a curated record